CAUUAAUGAGCAAUACACAUAACAGCACAGUUGAAUCUGAGCAUAAUGUUAAGUGUAAGUAGCCAAAACAAAAGGUUACAUACUAUAUGAUUCCAUUUAUACAAUAUUCUUGUAAAGCAAAAACAGGAGCAGAGAACAGACCAGGGCUUUCCACCCUUGACUAUAUAUAAUGGAUGUGAACUAGAUGAGGAAUAUCAACACCUUCAGAAGUGUUAGGGGUAAAAUUAUAAUGUCUGUUGCAUAGUAUGAAAACCAGUUACUCCCCCCGCCUCUCCACGCCCCAUAAUUUUAUGGUCCUAAUGAAAUUCCAAGUUGAAUGGACAAUGAGAGGAUUUGAACACCGGUCAAAACAAGACUGGCGCUUCCCUCCGCGGUAACUGGAGCGAUUUGAGAGUCUCGCCUUCACUUCCUCACAUGGGAUUUCACCUUGCAGAGGAAGACUGGGUUUUCGCCCUUGUCUAGUCCCGGGCGGACCUCGCAGCCCGGGCGCAGCAGCUCCGGAGCGCGGUGAGUGCAAGAGCCCGAGGCUGACUCUGUCCCCCUGCCGGGCGCUGAUGCCGGGCGGCCCACGGGGAGGUGUGCGCGGAGCCCGCGACCUCGGACAGACUCGAAGGCGGGCUGGCCUGACGCGCCACCGGGCUCACCGCCUAACUCCAGUGCCUCAGAGGCGCUGUGGGCUCCGCCGCCGCCUCCACUGCCCGAUGGCGAGGCUCCGGGAUUGCCUGCCCCGCCUGAUGGUCACGAUUCGGUCGCUGCUCUUCUGGUCCCUGAUCUACUGCUACUGCGGGCUCUGCACCUCCAUCUACCUGCUUAAACUUUUGUGGAGCAUCGGCAAGGGACCUGCGCAGACCUUCCGGAGGGUCUCCCGGGAACACCCUCCCCCAUGCUUGAACGACCCUUCCUUGGGUACCCACUGCUACGUAAGGAUCAAGGAUUCGGGGUUAAGAUUUCAUUAUGUUGCUGCUGGAGAAAGAGGCAAACCACUUAUGCUGCUACUUCAUGGAUUUCCAGAAUUCUGGUAUUCUUGGCGUCACCAGCUAAGGGAAUUUAAAAGUGAAUACCGAGUUGUAGCACUGGAUUUGAGAGGCUAUGGCGAAACAGAUGCUCCCAUUCAUCGAGAGAAUUAUAAAUUGGACUGUCUAAUUACAGAUAUAAGAGAUAUUUUAGACUCUUUAGGCUAUAGCAAAUGUGUUCUUAUUGGCCAUGACUGGGGCGGCAUGAUUGCUUGGCUGUUUGCCAUCUGUUAUCCAGAAAUGGUGAUGAAGCUUAUUGUUAUUAACUUCCCUCAUCCAAAUGUAUUUACAGAAUACAUUUUACAACACCCUGCUCAGCUGUUCAAAUCCGGCUAUUAUUACUUCUUCCAAAUACCAUGGUUCCCAGAAUUUAUGUUCUCAAUAAAUGAUUUCAAGGCUUUGAAACACCUGUUUACCAGCCAUAGCACUGGCAUUGGAAGAAAAGGAUUUCGAUUAACAACAGAAGAUCUUGAAGCUCAUAUUUAUGUAUUUUCCCAGCCUGGAGCAUUAAGUGGUCCAAUUAACCAUUACCGAAAUAUCUUCAGCUGCCUGCCGCUCAAACAUCACAUGGUGACCACUCCGACACUGCUGCUGUGGGGAGAGAAAGACACAUUUAUGGAGGCUGAGAUGGCUGAAGUCACAAAGACUUAUGUUAAAAACUAUUUCAGGCUAAUUAUUUUGUCAGAAGCCAGCCAUUGGCUUCAGCAGGAACAACCUGACAUAGUGAACAAAUUGAUCUGGACAUUUCUGAAAGAAGAAACAAGAAAAAAAGAUUGACUUUCUAUAUCUUGUAUGAGGGGUCUGUAAUAAAAUGUCUAAGUGAUUUUUUAAAAUUGUUCAUCAACUUCUUUAACCUUCACUAGGAAAAAUUGUUUUAACAUGCUUUAUUAUAAAUAAGUAUCCUGACAAAUGUUACUGAAAAAAAUCUGAGAACGUGUAUGAAUUUGUAACAUAAUGUUGAUUUUCUUCUGUUGUAUUUCACACAGAAAAACACCUUCCUUAAAAUGUAUACACUUGUACAGAAAGGAAGUUGGAGAAAGGCUCAGUUUUGGUUUCUUGCAUUCUUUACCCUGUUAACAUAUAGUGCCUUUUACAUAUGCAUGUUAAAGUUUAGCCAUAUUGAAAGGCAAA
Messenger RNA from Phyllostomus discolor (pale spear-nosed bat), 2144 nucleotides. RefSeq names its product epoxide hydrolase 4 (gene EPHX4). Gene Ontology annotation, molecular function: hydrolase activity. The record is from RefSeq and is a predicted model, not a curated record. Bases 555 to 1790 code for a protein of 411 amino acids. Lineage: Eukaryota; Metazoa; Chordata; Mammalia; Chiroptera; Phyllostomidae. The transcript is spliced from 7 exons.